Messenger RNA from Striga hermonthica, 1557 nucleotides. The record is from the annotation of a GenBank genome assembly. NCBI's taxonomy places the organism in Eukaryota, Viridiplantae, Streptophyta, Magnoliopsida, Lamiales, Orobanchaceae.
AUGGACAUAGCAACCCUCCUCAUGUGGCUGCUCGCAGCAGCCGCCGCCGUCACCCUCGCCGCCCUUCUGAUUCCCGGCGAAAAAAACCACAAGAACGCCACCAAUAGCCUCUCGCCCCCAGAAGCCGCCGGCGGAUGGCCCGUAAUCGGCCACCUGCGCCUCCUCUCGGGGCCCGAGCUUCCCCACAUCGUCCUCUCGGCCAUGGCGGACAAGUACGGACCGGUCUUCACGAUUCGUCUCGGCGUCUACCGGGCCCUGGUCGUCAGCAGCUGGGAGGCCGCCAAAGAGUGCUUCAGCACAAACGAUGUCGUUUUCUCCAACCGCCCCAGGACAGCCGCCAUCGAGCACAUGGGCUACAACUUCGCCAUCCUCGGAUUCAGCCAAUACGGGCCCUAUUGGCGCGAGAUGCGGAAGAUCUCCGCCGUCAAACUACUCUCCGGCGUUAAAGUUUCCACCUUUGGGCACCUAUUCGAGACGGAGAUAGCGAGGAUGGUCAGACUACUGCGAGGACAAAAAGGGUGUUUUGAAAUGAAGCAGAUUAUUGGGGAUAUGACCAUAGGCCUCAUGCUGAGGAUUAUUUUGAACAGUAAUAAGGAUGAUGAGAAGAUUGAUGUGGCAAAAGGGGAGAAGCUGAGAGAGUUGAUUAGAGAGUUUUUUCGGAAAAUGGACGAGGUCACGGUACCUGAUGUGGUCCCGUCCCUCAAGUGGCUGGAUUGGUUUUGUGGAACGAACGAGUCGUUUAAGAAGACAGGGCACGACAUGGAUUGUUUGAUGCAAGCUUGGUUGGAUGACCAGAAGAGACGUGGGACGACUGACGGUAGUUUCAUGGCCGAGAUGAUAGCUGUUGCGGAUGAGGUGGCACGGCAAUUCCCCAAGUACAGUGCGAAUACAAUAACUAAAGCAACUUGCCAGGCGAUGUUGUUAGGAGGAACAGAUACGAUGACAGUAACCCUCACAUGGGCCCUUUCUCUACUGCUCAAUAACCGUCACACCAUUCAGGAAGCCCAACAAGAACUAGACCUUCAUGUUGGCCGAGAAAGACUCGUAAAAGCAUCAGACACCGAAAGCCUCGUCUACAUCCGAGCCGUAAUCAAAGAAACCCUACGUCUCUACCCGCCAUUCGCACUACUCCUGCCCCACGAGUCAGCAGAGGACUGCCACGUGGCGGGAUACUACAUCCCAGCUGGCACACGACUCAUCCUCAAUGCGUGGAAACUUCACCGAGAUCCUCGUGUUUGGGCUAACCCACUGCAGUUCCAGCCCGAGAGGUUCCUAUCGGACCACAAAGAGAUUGAUGUUCGAGGACAACACUUUGAGUUGCUCCCAUUUGGGGGUGGCCGGAGGAUUUGCCCCGGGAUUGCUUUUUCGCUUCAAUUUAUGGUGCUUGCGCUUGCGAGUUUAUUGCAUUCUUUUGAUAUUGACACGACUUCUCGUGAGGCUGUUGAUAUGAAGGGGAGUUUGGGUUCGACGAAUGUGAAAGCUACUCCGCUUGAAGUCGUGCUCACGCCAAGAUUGUCGUCGGCUGUUUAUGAUGGAUUCAUGUAUAAUGUUUUGUGA